AUGAGUUCUCUCAAACAAUUCAUCCGCAACGUCAGAGCGGCCAAGACGAUUGCCGACGAGAGAGCCGUCGUCCAGAAAGAGAGUGCUGCUAUCAGAGCCAGUUUCCGUGAAGAGAGCCACAACUCCAACGUCAGGCGCAACAACGUCGCAAAGCUCCUUUAUCUGUUUACCCUCGGCGAGCGAACCCAUUUUGGCCAAAUAGAAUGUCUCAAACUGCUGGCCUCUCCUCGCUUCGCCGACAAGCGUCUGGGUUAUCUAGGCACCAUGCUGUUGCUUGACGAGAACCAGGAAGUUCUUACUCUCGUAACGAACUCCUUGUCCAAUGAUCUCAAACAUUCCAACCAGUACAUCGUCGGUCUCGCCCUUUGCACUCUCGGCAACAUCGCCUCGGUCGAGAUGUCGCGCGAUCUGUUCCCAGACAUCGAAACCAUCCUCUCCAGCUCCAACCCAUACAUUCGACGAAAAGCUGCCCUUUGCGCCAUGAGAAUCUGCCACAAAGUCCCCGACCUACAAGAGCAUUUCUUCGAGAAGGCCAAGCUACUCUUGACCGACCGAAACCACGGUGUCCUGUUGUGCGGAAUGACACUGCUCGUGAGCUUGUGCGAGGCAGACGAGGAAGAGGGCGGAGAACAGGGCGUAGUCGAGAUGUUCAGGCCACUAGUUCCCACACUGGUCAAGAUCCUCAAAGGCCUGUCGAGCUCUGGAUACGCUCCUGAACACGAUGUUACUGGAAUUACCGAUCCUUUCCUGCAAGUCAAGAUUCUCCGGCUCUUACGAGCCUUGGGCCGUGGCGAUGCACACACGAGCGAACAAAUCAACGACAUUCUGGCGCAGGUAGCCACGAACACCGACUCCUCCAAGAACGUUGGAAACUCGAUCCUCUACGAAGCCGUUUUAACCAUUCUGGACAUUGAAGCUGAUUCAGGCUUGCGCGUUCUCGGCGUCAACAUCCUAGGCAAGUUCUUGACCAAUAAGGACAACAACAUCCGAUAUGUCGCACUCAACACUCUGAUCAAGGUUGUCGCUGUAGAGCCAAAUGCAGUUCAACGACACCGUAACACCAUCCUCGACUGUCUGCGUGACCCCGAUAUCAGUAUUCGUAGGAGGGCUCUGGACCUCAGCUUUACCUUGAUCAACGCAGACAAUGUCAGAGUCUUGAUUCGUGAACUCUUGUCAUUCCUCGAGGUCGCCGAUGCCGAGUUCAAGCCGAUCAUGACUUCUCAGAUUGGUAUUGCCGCAGACAGAUUUGCGCCCAACAAGCGAUGGCACGUAGACACGAUGCUGAGAGUCCUCAAAUUGGCUGGUAAUUACGUCAAGGAACAGAUUCUAUCUUCUUUCGUGCGACUUAUCGCAACAACCCCUGAGCUGCAAACAUACGCAGCCCAGAAGCUCUACGCUACGCUCAAGGACGAUAUUUCUCAAGAGGGCCUCAGCUUGGCAGGCGCCUGGGUGAUUGGUGAGUACGGCGAUGCUCUUCUGCGAGGCGGCCAGUACGAAGAGGAAGAGCUCGUCAAAGAGGUCAAGCAGAGCGACAUCGUCGACCUGUUCACCAGCAUCCUCAACAGCAGUUAUGCCGGUCAGAUUGUCAAGGAAUACAUCAUAACCUCUGCCAUGAAGCUUACUACCCGUCUUACUGAGCCUGCUCAAAUCGAAAGACUGCGAAGGCUACUGGAAAGCAACAAUACCAAUCUGGACGUGGAGAUCCAGCAGCGUGCAGUCGAGUAUGGCAACCUGUUUUCCUAUGACCAAGUGCGUCGUGGUGUUCUAGAGCGUAUGCCACCACCAGAGAUUCGCGAAGAACAGAGAGUGUUGGGCGAGGCCACGAAGAAGCGACACUCCAAGGUUCCCAAGAUGAAAAAGCCAAGCCAGGUCACCGAACAGGAUAUGCUUCUGGAUCUGAUGGGAGGCGACACAAAUAUGCCUGCUGUAGACCUGAGCUCAACCCUCAACGGAUCACAACACAAUGCAGACUUGCUCGCUGAUAUUCUGGAUGGCGGCCAAUCUAUGUCGAUACCUUCUCGACCUCCCCCAACCACAUCGCCCGCGCCUGCUGGCAACAUGAGCUCGAUCAUGGAUCUUUUCGACACGCCAUCCGCCACAGCGACGCCGCAACCGCCUUCUCAGCAACAAGCACAAAACACUGACUUGUUUGGUGGAAUGACUUCUCCGCCACCGCAAACGCAAGGACCACCGGUCCACACAGCUUUCGACAAGAACGGGCUUUUGGUCACAUUCCAGAUCCAGAGAAACGCCACAGCGGUACAAAUCAUUGCUCGCUUCAGAAACACAGGAGGCUUUGAGCGAUUGACAGACCUUGGCUUGCAAGCUGCGGUCCCCAAGAGUCAGAAGCUGCAACUGCAAGGAAUCAGCUCAAGUGAACUAGAUGGCGGAGAAGAGGCAACACAGCAGAUGCGCAUUAUCAGCGUCCAAGGGCCUCCUCCUCAAAAGUUGCGCUUGAGAUUGAAGGUGAGCUAUGCACAAGCAGGCAGCCCAGCCACGACAGAACAGGUGGAUUGGUCAGAACCAGCAUAG
Aureobasidium namibiae CBS 147.97 is the source of this 2532-nucleotide messenger RNA. RefSeq names its product Adaptor protein complex AP-1 gamma subunit. The transcript has 5 exons. Gene Ontology annotation, cellular component: membrane coat; Golgi apparatus; AP-1 adaptor complex. Gene Ontology annotation, molecular function: clathrin-cargo adaptor activity. Gene Ontology annotation, biological process: receptor-mediated endocytosis; Golgi to vacuole transport; intracellular protein transport. Lineage: Eukaryota; Fungi; Ascomycota; Dothideomycetes; Dothideales; Saccotheciaceae. The record is from RefSeq and is a predicted model, not a curated record. Bases 1 to 2532 code for a protein of 843 amino acids.